Macrobrachium nipponense is the source of this 1263-nucleotide messenger RNA. RefSeq names its product coiled-coil domain-containing protein 186-like. The coding region runs from base 1 to 1263 and encodes 420 amino acids. The record is from RefSeq and is a predicted model, not a curated record. Lineage: Eukaryota; Metazoa; Arthropoda; Malacostraca; Decapoda; Palaemonidae. The transcript has a single exon.
AUGAUUAAUAUAACAAUACAAAAUUGUUCUUCAUUGUCUUGCUGUAAAGCAGGAAACUCUGGCUCCAUAGCACCUGCCGCCGGCAACUUUGGAGUGUACCCUAGUAUUACUAUACAACAAAGGACCUUUGAGGAUACUUUGUCUUCCCAGAUAACUAUAGAGGAAAGUCUUAGACCGCCGAAGGAAGCAGAAAAAGGGAGAAAUGAUGAAGAUGUCCAACGUCUGCGGUCGGAUGUCUGCCAUUUAGUUCAAGAACUGGAGGCGGCUCGAAGGCUACUGGACUCCAUGUCUACUAAAUUUGAGGAGUAUGCCGAAGAGACAAACGGGCUGAAGAAGAACGUCAUAGCCCAGCAGGAAACGAUUCAGCAGUUGGAAAAAAAGAAUGAAGAGAACGAACGCCAGCUUGAGCUGGCAAACCAGAAUAUGAUGACGCUUCAAGAACAGAUCUCGAGCCAAAACAAGGUCAGAGAAUCAUUAGAAUUUGAAGCGAUCAUGAGAGACAGGAAGAUCGACUCUCUGGAAAAUAUGUUCACUGAGCAGGGAACAAGAAUCGAUGAACUGGAAGCUGACAAGCAAAUGAUGGAGGUACAGAUUGAAGAAAUUCAAGUGGAUAAGGACUUGGAAGUACAAAGCCUCCGUGAAGAAAUCGAGUCGCUCAGAGAAAUAAUACGAGGACUGGAGGAGGAGAGGCCCAAAUGCGAAUUCGACAGUCUACGAUCAGACACCACCCAAUACGAAACGGAAAUAGAAGAGUCGCUAGUGAGUUGGAUGGAAACUACGUCCUUACACGACAUUCCUGCACAUCUGGGAACGGAAAUGGAAGAAUCUCUAGUGAGUGGGAUGGAAACUACGUCCUUACAUGACAUUCCUGCACAUCUGGCUGAAUCGGAGACUGAACAAAUUCAUGAAUGUCCAUGCCAGGACGUACAUGUCCUACCAACAGGUCUCCCAGAUGAGACUGUCGUCGUUCCAAGCCUUAGACAAGAGGAAAAAGAGGCCAUUCCGACUCUGAAGGAAGAGAAAACCUCUCCCGUUCCUCAACUUGUACCGGAGGUCAUUCCCACUUUGGAAGAUUACAUACCUGCCACCCAAAGCGAGGCCUCGAAGGAUGACCCCAUCAAGACCUCACGUGACACCACAACUGCCCCGGAUGAGGAACCAUUAGAUCGCAGCCUCAAUAGUCAGACUUCCGCCGUUGAACUUCCAGAGCAACAAUUUGCUUCGCCGAGAUUGGCAUUCAGCAUGGAGAAGCAAAAGUUUUGA